Scophthalmus maximus (turbot) is the source of this 3990-nucleotide messenger RNA. Its product is annotated as NIPA-like protein 2. The transcript has 11 exons. The record is from RefSeq and is a predicted model, not a curated record. Gene Ontology annotation, cellular component: membrane. Gene Ontology annotation, molecular function: magnesium ion transmembrane transporter activity. The coding region runs from base 2534 to 3502 and encodes 322 amino acids. NCBI's taxonomy places the organism in Eukaryota, Metazoa, Chordata, Actinopteri, Pleuronectiformes, Scophthalmidae. Gene Ontology annotation, biological process: magnesium ion transport.
AAAAAAGAGAAGACGGGGGGAGUGGGCUGCAGCUUUUCCAACCAGAAAUAGACUCGUGCUGCUGUUAUUUCUCACAAUAUGUUAUCGCCACAGCCACUGUUCCUCACACGUUGCGGCUGCCGUCACCUGGCAUCCCUCCAGCAUCUGUGUCAUCUGCUCAGUCCUCACUUGAAGAGAAUCCAAAACACGGGUUUCUUUCGGAGCCCGCGGCGCCGACUGACGUGGAUUAUUUCACCGUUGAUCCUCUUUGCACGUGUAGUGAAGAGAAUGUGGUCUCGCUCGGCAGCGUCACGAGCCCCGUGGUUCCACCGUCACUCGCGCUCUCGCGUCAUCGCUGCAGAGCACGCAUGUCUUGUUCUUUUCUUUCCACAAGGACACACCUUGAGACAUCGGGCUUCUGCCGACGUCAUCCCAUCGGGCUCAGGUGCUCGUCCGCCGAGGCCCUCGGACGCACUCCUGUUCCAGCGUUACAAAUCAAAGUGUCUGCCCUGCUGUCCUCGGCACAUCCGGGAGGAAAUUGAUUCAGGAGGGAAGUAAUGACACUCUCUCUCACACACACACACACACACACACACACACACACACACACACACGCACACACAAACUGCAUCAACAUGCUAAUACAUAUAGCAACCUGAACCCAACCCACUCAGAGACGAAUGUGAAUUUCCCCGCCGUUCCUCCUCUCACUCUGAAGUUCAGUCUGAAGUCUGAUUGUGUCCGUCCUCGUGACCCCCCCCCCCCCCCCCCACCACCACACAUCCAAGUGUAAUAACGGAUCCAAUCUGAGUCUGUCUGACUGUCCGUAUCACCUGUGGGAGCAGCUGUGCAGUGGAAACAAAAUACGUACGGAUCAAUUUACCUAAAUCAAAAUUUGAUCGAUUUUUGCAUCAUCUGCAGAAAACAAAUAUGCUCAAUGCACUGGAGGUUUUGCUCCAACGACCGGUUUCCCCUCAUGCACGAUGUGAAAUGGUUUGAAGAUCCUUGGCCUGAUUGCCGGGAGAGCGCGGUGGGAGGUGGAUGUAAAUCCCUUGAGCGGCUGAGAAGAAAUUAACAUUUUCUCUCCUUUUUCUUUUUGCCAGAAUUGUCUUAUUACCCUCAAAAGUGAGGGUCAGCAAAGCCCUCCCGGACGUAGAGGUCAGUGAAAGGACUCGGCCGUUAGUCUUACAGCACGUGCAGCUUCAGCUCAGCUCCUCAGCUCUGCAUUAAGAAAAGUCCUGAAAUACAGCCUGAAAUAAUUGAAGUCUUUUCCUGUCACUGCCGACACAAGAACGGCUUCAGAAAUACGCCACAACAUGAGUUUUACUCGCUAGCGGCGUGACAAUGAGGAUGUCAGUCUGCCGGUUGGCCCAUCACUUUGCUUCCUGACUGAAAGAACUCGACACCCGUUGCAUCGAUAGCCGUGACAUUUUGUGGAGACGAUCGUGGUCCCCAGAGGACGACUCCUGAAGACUCGUGCCUCUUGUGGAUCUGUUGGAUGCAUUUUUCUAGAAGGUUCCGCUCAGAGCACCACUGUGUUUUCAGUAAUUUGAUUCCAAGAUGUCUUUUUUUUUAAUAUAUAAUAUAAUGAUAUUACUUGCAAUUUUUAUGCGUGGCAACUCGGCACAAAAGUGUUGAUUACUCGUCUACUCAAAUAAACCAGCCAGAUGGUAAAUAAUGCAAAAGCCACGUGUAAAAAAAUAAAUAAAUAAAUACCCCGACUCGACUCGGAUUUAGAUUUUCCUUGUCUUCUCCUCAUCAGCCGCCCUUGUUCCACGUUACCUGCAUUCCGCUCCAGAUCUGUACGUGAUAAUUAGCUUCGCCGUGAUCCGUGUAAUGAGAGAUUAUUUUUGGAGAUGUUCGGCAAUUAGACGCGGUGGGAAGAGGGGGGUGUUUCUACCACAGUGAGAAGAUCAAAUCUUCCCACACAGUUGAAAGCGGAGGGAUAGUAACAGAUGGUAAUGUGCAGCAACCCGGAACGCCUGCUUAGUAACAGAGUUUUUAUAUCACCGGUACAGAGCAGACGAGAGACGACGCUCGUGUGCCGCCGGCUCCAAGAAGUUCCCCAUUAGAUUCGCUCCCUGGCAUGUUUGUGUACAGUACACACGGCGGUACACACACGGAAGCGACGCGCACACGCCGUUUAGUGCUUAUUCCCCGCCAGCUCUGCGUUUCAAAGACCUUUUACCCGUCGUGUUCAUCCUCUCUCGUCUUUGUGCACAGCAGCAUUCUCUCUCUCUUAACUUCACUGAGAGCAGCAGACAUUUGAUCAAGACGCCACCGUUUGAAUGAAGUAAGUUGUGAUUCAAACCAGUGAUUUAAAAAAAACAAAGAAAACAACAACUCCCAAUGUUUCUGAUUCUGUCCACACAGGUGGAGACCCACACAAAAAGGGAAAUGUGUGGACUGGACUCUGGAAUGGAGCAGAGCAUCCUUCCUCUAAUGAUGUGCCCUGAGCCGUCUGUCCUCCUUCGUGUGCCAGCCAGGCCCUGGGCCUCCCUCACAUCCAUCAUCACAGUCACAGGGCCUACCUCCUGGGAAUCAUCGUCUCCAUAUGUGGGAAUGUCCUCAUCAGCAUUUCGCUCAACAUACAGAAAUAUGCCCACGUGCGUCAGGUGCAGCGCGGCUCCGAGCCCUACUACACGUCCCCGGUGUGGUGGUGCGGGGUGGUUCUCAUGGGCGUCGGCGAAUUGGGGAACUUUGCUGCCUACGGCUUUGCCCCGGCGUCGCUCAUCGCCCCACUGGGCUGCGUGUCUGUCAUAGCCUGCUAUUCUCUGUCUGUUCACGGGGCGGAGUGUGUGACUCGGGCAGCGUUCCCAUUACCAUCGCACAUCUGAGAAGGAGCAGCCAGUGCUAUCAUAUCGGUGGUUUUCCUCAAGGAGACGGUUCGGGCCUCCGACAUCGUUGGCGGCACCCUGGCAAUAACAGGAACGUACGUCCUGGUGUCCUUUGCCCCCCACAACUCCACACACAUCACAGCCCAUCUGGUCCAGUACUACGCCGUCAGCUGGCACUUCCUGCUUUACCUUCCUCGCUGACCGUCAUCUCGGUCAAAGCCGUGUCGGGGAUGAUCGCCGAGUCGAUAAAAGGCCAACUGCAGCUCAUCUACCCCAUCUUCUACGUGAUGCUCGUCGUCAUGGUUGCCUCCUGCGCCUUCCAGAUCAAAUUUCUCAAUCAGGCGAUGAAAAUGUUCGACGCCACCGAGGUGGUUCCCAUCAACUUUGUGUUUUUCACCGCAAGUGCCAUUGUUGCAGGUAUAGUUUUUUACCAGGAAUUUGAAGGCUUGGCUCUACUCAACAUUUUCAUGUUUCUGUUUGGUUGCCUUCUGUCUUUCCUCGGAGUUUUCCUGAUCGCCCGAAACAGGCCAAAGAUAAAGGAACAAGAUCGCAAUUUCAUCGCGAUGGACGUGAUCCCUGGGAGAAGACACACAGACAAAGUGCAGCCCGAGGCCACGGCCACAACAUACGGAUCGCUGGCGGCCAAACUCAUGUGCCACAGAGCCGGCCAAACGGACGAUUCAUAGGACCAGCAGCUCCCAUCAGCUGGGACUGUAAUUUAGGUAGAAUUGUGUAUGUGUGUGUGUGUGUGUGUGUGUGUGUGUUUGUGCCUCUUCCUGGGCACUUAAAAUAAUGCAUGUAUUUAUAGAAACAAAUGGUGGGCUGCAAUUUGAACCAGUGGCAGCUGAGCUCCAAUAUCUGUGGCCAUAUUGGUAUUAAAAAAAUUUAUGCCAAAAUUGGCAAGUACCUCGCACAAAGGAGCUUAAUUUAUCCUCCUGUCCUCCGGUUCUCUUGUUGUUAACAGUAUUUCCAGCUGGGUUUUCUGUGACACGUGAGAAUAAAAGACUCUUAAUUAAAAAAAAACACUUCAGGAUCAAAGAGAAACAUCAGAUGCUGCAGCUUUAAUUUGAAACACAGGUCUGAGAGGCCACUGUGGCAAAUGCUAAAACAAUAUGAAUAAUGAGUGAACUGGCAAUUGUGUGAUCAGUCGUCAAUAAACAGCAAAACAGCUCAA